AUGUGUUCAAAACACAUCAGGAGCUCCAUCCGGGCCGAGCGAGCGCGGAGUCCCGUGCGAGACGGGCUGCGGCCCCGCGUUCAGCCAAGUAAAGGGAAGAAAGGAAAAGGCCGGGGCAAGUCUCGCGGGAAGAAGCAGAAGAAGCCGGAGGUGGACAUCCUCAGCCCGGCGGCCAUGCUGAACCUCUACUACAUUGCCCACCAUGUGGCCGACUGCCUGGACCUGCGGGGCUUUCCCUGGCCAGGUGCGGUCAAAGGGAAAAAGGGCAAAAACAAGACUUAAGCAAUGGAAGCCGAGAGUAUCUUAGAACAGAACAUCGGUGAGAGAAGUCAGGAGAACCCAAUGACUGCGCAAAAUACACUUUACCCGGAACACCAAGAAAUGCUUGAUCUGUGUACCUCUCUGUGGUAAAUAGUGGUAAAUGUGCUUCACUUCCUUGGCUAAGCUGCCUGUGGUUAGCCACUUUGGUUAUUCAGAACACUCGGGGUGGGGGGAGCCUGAGAGAUUCCUACAACAGUGUGGUAGAAUCAAUAGUGCUUUAAAAAAAUUACUAAAAUCAUAAUUCUGGACCAGAAUUAAACCUUGCUCUCAAAA
This is a messenger RNA of Perognathus longimembris pacificus (Pacific pocket mouse), 594 nucleotides long. Its product is annotated as small lysine-rich protein 1-like. Bases 1 to 282 code for a protein of 93 amino acids. The transcript has a single exon. The record is from RefSeq and is a predicted model, not a curated record. NCBI's taxonomy places the organism in Eukaryota, Metazoa, Chordata, Mammalia, Rodentia, Heteromyidae.